This is a messenger RNA of Monoraphidium neglectum, 1266 nucleotides long. RefSeq lists its product as hypothetical. Bases 1 to 1266 code for a protein of 421 amino acids. The record is from RefSeq and is a predicted model, not a curated record. The transcript has 2 exons. NCBI's taxonomy places the organism in Eukaryota, Viridiplantae, Chlorophyta, Chlorophyceae, Sphaeropleales, Selenastraceae.
AUGCUGGACGCGAUAUCGCUCGGCGACGCCGCCGCACUGGCCGCGGCGGCCGGGCUCGCCGCCGCCGCGGCGCAGGCGCCCGCAGAAGCCCUGGAGCCACUCCUGCCCGUCGUCGCCGGCGGGGCGCUCGGGCAGCUGCUCGGCCACGGGGGGUACCAGCAGCGCUGCGCGGGGCUGGCGGUGCUGCGGCAGUUGGCGCGGUGCCCUGCAGCCUGCGAUGCGCUCGCGGCGGCGCUGGCGGGCGCGGACGGCGCCGGAGUGGCUGAGGGCGGCGGGAGCGGCGCACAGAGGCGGCGGGUCUCGGGCGACGCGGGGGCGUUGGAGCAGCAGCAGCAGCAGCAGCAGCAGCAGCAGCAGCAGCAGCAGCAGCAGCAGCAGCAGCAGGAAAGGGGCAGGCGGUCAGAACCAGCGGCGCAGCCUGCACCUGGCCGGCUGCAGGCGAACGCAGCCAGCUCGGGCGAGGACGCACGCUGUGGCGGCGGCGGCGCUGGCGGGGGCUGCUCGCAGCCGGUGGCGGCGGUGAGCAACGCAGCAGCGGCAGAUGUGAUGCUCGGGCUGCUCAACUGCCUGAGCGCCCCUCUCGAUGGCGGCGGCGGCGGCGGAACCGGUGACCCCCGCCAGCGGCGCGACCCCCGCGCCCCCGCGCCCGCCGGGCGCUGGGGCGCGUUCGAGCUGCAGCGGCGCGCCCUUGAGGCGGUGGCGGCCCUCGCGCAGGCGCGGCCGCGUGGCACGCUGCUGGGGGCGCUGUUUUCGGAGGAGCUGUCCUGUGGUGAGGGCCUCGCCCAGCGGCUGCUGGCCCUGGCUGAUGCCGCCUGCUCGGCGCCUGCCUCCGACCCCCUGGCGUGGGCGCGGCCCGGCCCGCGGCCCCGCGGCGGCGGCGCGUGUGGCGGCGGCGGCGGCGGGGAGUGGUGGGAGCGGAUGCGGCUGGCGCAGGAGGCGGCGCUGCUGGCGCGCUCGCUGAUUUCGGGGUCGGAUUCUUUGGCCAAGGCGGCGGUGGAUGACCUGCUAUCCAGCCCUGCGGCCCUGCGGCUCGCAUUGACAGCCACUGCCAAGCUGGCGGAAUGGGCGCGCUGCUGCUCCGACGCCGGCAGCAGCGGCAGCGGCGGCGGCGGCGCGGCCGGCGGCGGCGGCGGCGACGGGCCCCUGCAGCCGGCGCUGUGGGCGCAGGCGCUGGCGGGCGGCUGGGGGAGCGGCGGCGGGGACGCCCUGCGGGACGUCGCGGCGGCGGCAGCAAGCCUGCGGCGGAGGAUGCUGUCGUUUCCGUGA